Molecule: messenger RNA, 1152 nt
Organism: Fusarium proliferatum ET1
Lineage: Eukaryota; Fungi; Ascomycota; Sordariomycetes; Hypocreales; Nectriaceae
Exons: 3
Coding region: 1-1152 (383 amino acids)
Source: RefSeq, a predicted model, not a curated record
AUGGCAUCUGUCGACAUCAAGAACGACUACAGCAUGGAGGCAGGAUUGUUGAGCACUGACCGAGAAGAGAGGACCAUGUCGUCAAAGGAAGCACUCCUCCAGGAUUCGGAAUCUGCCCAGACCAUCCCACGGACAAAGACCAGAAGGAUAUCCCCAGCUGGCAAGGCCUUGAUUGCUUUGGCCGCUUGCUGUCUUCUGGGCGUUGGUGUAGCAUCCAUUGGAGGCGCUACCCGACUCUGCCCUGGACAUCUCCGCCAUGGUGAUGUUGGAAAGCAUGACAUGAACGCUCAUCGACCAAAUCUUUCCGAUUCCAUGGCCCAGAUGGUUCGACGACAAAACACACCAGCACCUACCGAUACAGAGCAGGGCACUGAUCCUACAAAUGCCGCUUCUGAUGGCGCUUCCAAUGCUCCCUCGGGCGGCUCUUCAGGCGGAGCCUCUGGUGGUGCUUCAAACACCGUACAGCAACCCACUGCUACGGCUGAUGAGCCCACGAACGAGGCUAGCGAGACUGCUGUUCAGCCUUCCGCUACCGCCGGAGAGCCAACCGACCAGGCCAGCGCCACGGAUGAGGCCUCAAACACCCAGGCUCAACCGUCAGUUACUCAGCCAUCUGCCACCAGCCGACCCUCUGCCACUGCCCAACCUACCGAGGACUCAGCUACGGAAGCAUCUCCUUCUGCCACGGAAUCUCAAGAGGAGCCUACUCAGGCUGCAUCCACAGCCGCUUCUACACAGCGAACCACCCGCAGGACCACGGAGAACCGACCCUCGUCCACUGAGGACUCUUCCCCUGAAUCGACCACCGAUGAUUCCGAGGCCACUGCCACUGACCAGGAAACCGCGACUCAGACAGACGAGGCUUCACGAACCUCAGACGAUGCCGAAAGCGCGACUGAGACUAAGUCUGAACGAAGCACUGUGACUGGAACAGGUACCAGACGAACUUCGAGUGCUGUGCCCAAGACCUUCACUUCUACGCUUGAGGAUGGUGGCAUUACAACCCUGACUUCGACUUCUUGGGUUGAGGUUGUCCCCUCGGCCGAAGCCACCGCUGGCAGCCCUGAUCUUCAGAACGCCGCUCCUCGAUCCGUCAGUUCAGUUCUUGGCGCAGUUGUGGGUAUGGUCUUCGGAGGGUUCAUUCUCCUGUAA